AUGGCCCAGCAAAUCAUAAGAGAACGUAUUCUGGAGUAUCAUUCGGACGUUGGGGGUGCUUGGGGAGCAGCAUACGCCGUUGGUACGCCUAUCUCAAUAUAUUUCCCUUAUUCACAAGUACGAGCCACUAAGUCUGAAGCCCUCGUAUUGAUCUAUUACGCAAACAUCGGACGUGUGAAUAGUGCACUUGUCACAGGAAUCUGUGUUGCAUUGGCAGUCGAAUACUUUCACGGUUUUCCUCGAGAUUGCACGAGGAUCCGAGCCUCGGUGAUUGUUGUGGUAGCCACCACGGUGGUCGGGUUAUUUUUAUCAAUGGAUCUUACUUAUCUUCGUUUGGUCGCAAACGAGACCCCUCCAGGAGAUCACCAGCCUGAUCAAACCCUGCUCGCUUCUGUUGCAGGUUUUGGUGAUAUUCCAUGGCAAGAUGAUGCAGUGGCUUUAGUUUGCGGCUCUGCUUACUGUGUUGCAGUUCGAAAAAGACUAUUGAUCCUUUGGUGUGGUAUUCUGAUGGCAAUCAUAUUUCUCAGCACAUUUUUUCGUGCUAUAAUUGGGCUAGCACCGACCGACUGGUUUGACGGUGCAGUACGCCGGAGUUUCCUGUUUAAUUUCUUGCAGCAGACCGUUGAACCUUUUUCAAUGACUGUCUCAGGUCCUGUGCCCGAGGAUGACCUUCCUCUGGCUAAUGUGGCCAGUACGCAGGCUAAUAGGGAUGUCUCUCUGAGCAGAAGCUCCCUUUUGCUAGAUAUCGGCAUCGCAAUGACUAUCCUGUCACAUUUGCGACGACCUCGUCACAGUCAGCUUCAUCAGACUAUCUUACCAUCACACGGUACCGGGCCCCCUUGUAGAAUUGGACUUUCACCUCUUACCCAAACCCUUAAUCUUUUGCCAAGCACCGGUCGCCCGUCUGCUCCGCUUUUGAGCCGACUCCUUACUACGAUACUCACAUCAUUUUCUCUCACCGCAAUCCUGAUGUUCUCUCUGCUUAUACUUGUGGUGGCCAUGCACGGUACCGAGUUCGACCCCCGCUUUCCUAAAGCCACUGGCAUUUUUACCGCUCUUCGACUUCUCACCACACCUACAUAUGCUGUCACUUUCCUUUACACCCUGAACAGAAGAAAAUACAAUGUGGCACCAACAGCACCAGCCUUUAGGCGCCCAGAAUUAGAAAUGCAGCUUCUUUCUUCCUCAGGAGUAGGCAAUUGGCUUAAAAAUACUGAAAUGCCCGUAUAUCAGCCUACGUUCUUUACUACGCUGCCAGCUCCAGGUCAGGAUCGAGAUAUCCGCAGUAAAGCUAUAGCAUUAGGAUGGACAACAUGGACAUCUCUUCGACGGUAUCCUUUCCGUCGCGCUUCCGCCCCGCUACCUCCGCCUAUCCAUGCCUCAGAGGGUCAACUUGAUUCUAUAUAUCACACCAAAAGAGGGCCUUACAAUAUCCUAUACCCAACCGCGCAAGGAGGCAUUGUAUUUCAAUUUUAG
Messenger RNA from Melampsora larici-populina 98AG31, 1476 nucleotides. RefSeq lists its product as uncharacterized. NCBI's taxonomy places the organism in Eukaryota, Fungi, Basidiomycota, Pucciniomycetes, Pucciniales, Melampsoraceae. Bases 1 to 1476 code for a protein of 491 amino acids. The transcript has 7 exons. The record is from RefSeq and is a predicted model, not a curated record.